Molecule: messenger RNA, 507 nt
Organism: Nannizzia gypsea CBS 118893
Lineage: Eukaryota; Fungi; Ascomycota; Eurotiomycetes; Onygenales; Arthrodermataceae
Exons: 2
Coding region: 1-507 (168 amino acids)
Source: RefSeq, a predicted model, not a curated record
AUGCUCCUUGGUGCUGCGGUAGUCGCGGCUGUUUUCUCAGCCAUCUUUAUCGGCAUCGGAUCUUGUACCGAUAUGGUAGGGACAUGGAUCAACUAUCAGAACGGAACAUAUCGUUUUGAUAGGAACGGAAGCAGCACCGGUGUCCGCUAUACGGACGAUAAUAACAGCAACAUCCGUGAAAGCGCCGAGCACAACUCCACGAUGGCCACGACACAAAGCGUUCAAGACCUGAGAACAAGACUCGCCGCCCUGGAGAGAGGAGACUCGGCUCGCAACGUGGGUCAAAACGCGGCGGCUCGCAAUGAAAGCUCAACCGCUACGAUAUCCAUGAACUGUGUCACAACUCAAAUUUUCUUGACUUCGAAUUCAAGUCAAACAACCACCAGUGGUGCCUCUGAAGGCCAAGUAACCUCCAUGGAUGGACAAGUGGAAGAAGUAGGUACCUACCUAGGGACUUACGCUGAGAACGUCCGUGAUUUCCGAGCGAAGUGGCAUUUGGUGCCUUGA